Molecule: messenger RNA, 3509 nt
Organism: Coregonus clupeaformis (lake whitefish)
Lineage: Eukaryota; Metazoa; Chordata; Actinopteri; Salmoniformes; Salmonidae
Product: SREBP regulating gene protein
Exons: 5
Coding region: 1089-1706 (205 amino acids)
Biological process (GO): positive regulation of SREBP signaling pathway
Source: RefSeq, a predicted model, not a curated record
ACGGCAGGAAGGGACAGAAGAGAGGAGGCUAUUUUUACAAGAUUAAGGGUGGGACACAGCCAGUUGAAUAAGACACUAAGCGUGAUAGGAAAGCAUUCAUCAGGAAAAUGUGAUUAUUGUCAGGAAAUAGAGUCUGUGGAGCAUGUAUUGCUACAGUGUGGGCAGUAUCAGAGGGAAAGAGAGAGGAUGAGAUUAAGUAUGAGGGAGAAGGGUAUACAGAAAAUUAGUUUAAAGAGUAUAUUAGAUAUAGUAUCACAUAUUUUGUUGUCUUUUUUAAGAGAAACUGGGUUGGCAGCUAGGAUUUAGUUUAUCCCUGUCUCUGGCCCACACUCCAGUACGGUAGGUGGCAGUAAUGCACCAUAACGUUGGAUGCCAACCGCCGAUAAACCCCACUGAAGAAGAAGAACACUUUCUCGUGUUAGGGAAUUGUUUUGAUUGUGGAUGUCAGAUUUCAUGGGGGAAAAAACGUUGUUUAUUCUCUAAGCUUUCUCGGUCAUUUCUCUGAAGUCAACGUCAGCAAUAUAUGUUAUUUGUCAGUAGUGUCUUGUAGAGUUAUAGCCAGCUAACGCUAGCUAAUUAGCUUAUGCAUCUCACAGCGGGUAACGUUAGCUAGCUAAUAUUAACUAUCAGUCUAGCUGGAUGAGUAGCUAGCCUAGCAUUGUUAGCUUGUUUGCAGCGACGCAGGCUAACAAAGCAUUCUUUAUCCAAAACGGCUAGCUAAUAUUUACGUUACUUUGUAUCUACCUACCUACCACAGCUGUGGUCCUUCUUUACAGCGUAUUUAUUCGCUCUGGAUAAGAGCGUCUGCUAAAUGACAUAAAUGUAAAUGUAAUUUACAGCUAGCUAGCUAACUACCACGUUUUCUUGCCUAGAAUUGCUAGCUAGCCAACAAAAUGGGUUAGGUUGUGGUGUUGACCAAACGAAGCUCUCAGUUACUGGAGUUAUUGAACGUGAUUUCUAAACUUCCAGUCAUAACCAGACACCCCAGUUGAACCGGAAGUCUCUAGCUAACAGAUGGUUUAUCCAGCUAACAUUAGGUAGUUAGCAUUGCUGCAAUUCAAUCAGGGAUCUCCCAAUAACGUCAUGCAAUGGUGCUAAGAAGGUUACUGAGAAAACGUUGGGUGCUAGGUGUGGUGUUUGGACUGUCUUUGAUCUACUUCCUAACCAGCACCCUGAAACAGAUGUGUUGUGUUAUGCAGGAGGAGAGAACCAUACGGGAUCGUAACCUGUUGGAGGCCAGGGACCCGGACCACCCGAUCCCAUGGAAAGUCAGGUUCAACCUGGGCAACAGUAGCAGGCAGAUCAUUCAGUGCCGGAACUCCAUUCAGGGAAAAACGCUGCUCACAGAUGAACUGGGUUAUGUGUGUGAGAGAAACGAUCUGCUGGUGAAUGGUUGCUGUAAUGUCAACGCCCCCAGCUCAAGACAGUACAUCUGUAAAAGCUGUCUGGCCAACGGCUGCUGCAACAUCUACGAGCACUGUGUGUCCUGCUGCCUCCAGCCUGAUAAGCAACCUCUUCUAGAGAGUUUCCUGAACCGAGCUGCAGAUGGCUUCCAGAACCUAUUCACAGCCGUGGAGGACCACUUUGAGUUGUGUUUAGCCAAGUGUCGGACUUCAUCGCAGAGUGUCCAACAUGAAAAUACCUACAGAAAUCCACAAGCAAAAUACUGUUAUGGAGAAAGUCCACCUGAACUCCUGCCAAUAUGAUUGUUUGGUACCUACAAGACUGUAUAGAAACUAAUAACGGUCCUCUGGGACCUACAAGUCUAUAUAUAAACUAAUAACGGUCCUCUGGGACCUACAAGACUGUAUAGAAACUAAUAACGGUCCUCUGGGACCUACAAGACUGUAUAGAAACUAAUAACGGUCCUCUGGGACCUAUGAGACUGUAUAGAAACUAAUAACGGUCCCCUGGGACCUAUGAGACUGUAUAGAAACUAAUAACGGUCCUCUGGGACCUACAAGACUGUAUAGAAACUAAUAACGGUCCUCUGGGACCUAUGAGACUGUAUAGAAACUAAUAACGGUCCUCUGGGACCUAUGAGACUGUAUAGAAACUAAUAACGGUCCUCUGGGACCUACAAGACUGUAUAGAAACUAAUAACGGUCCUCUGGGACCUACGAGACUGUAUAGAAACUAAUAACGGUCCUCUGGGACCUACAAGACUGUAUAGAAACUAAUAACGGUCCCCUGGGACCUAUGAGACUGUAUAGAAACUAAUAACGGUCCUCUGGGACCUACAAGACUGUAUAGAAACUAAUAACGGUCCUCUGGGACCUACGAGACUGUAUAGAAACUAAUAACGGUCCUCUGGGACCUACAAGACUGUAUAGAAACUAAUAACGGUCCCCUGGGACCUAUGAGACUGUAUAGAAACUAAUAACGGUCCUCUGGGACCUAUGAGACUGUAUAGAAACUAAUAACGGUCCUCUGGGACCUACAAGACUGUAUAGAAACUAAUAACGGUCCUCUGGGACCUAUGAGACUGUAUAGAAACUAAUAACGGUCCUCUGGGACCUAUGAGACUGUAUAGAAACUAAUAACGGUCCUCUGGGACCUACAAGACUGUAUAGAAACGAAUAACUGUUCCUCUGGGACUUACGAGAAUGUAAAGAAAUGGUCCAACUAAAAGCCAAGAGACACACCUUGAUGCUCCUUGGGAAGACGGGAUUCCCCUUCAUCUUGUGUCGACAUAAUGGCCUUAAUGUCUGACACCAUACGGUGCUUAACAGAUGGGAGCCACCAAGAACACCAAACCCAUAUUCUGUAUAGAGGGGAUUUGGCCAACUUUGACUGACAAUAACGGAUGCCUUUUGAUAAUGUGAGUAAUAGUCUCUACAUAUGGCUCUGAAGAACACUAUCGUAACCUCACAACAAUGGACAAAUACUGUAUGUGAUUUAACUAUAUUAUUUACACUUCAUAAGUGCAUAGCUUCAUAACUUCAUCAGUGAUGAUCAUCAGGUCUCAUUCGCUCAUUAUACCAGUUAGGAUUCACCUCAUGCUGCCAUUGUUCCACAUUAUGGUUGUGUUCAUUAGGGCACGCAACAGAACAUUCUUAAAAACGUUUCGAAAUAGAUUUUUUCUUUAUUUUUUAUUGGUAAAAUCCAUCCCUGUUUUAGUCUGUUCUUCUGUUUGGUGCCAAAUGAACACGACCCAUGUUAUAAAGGUCUGUAUUUAAAGCCUGGCGAUGUACUGAAGGAUGAUAUCGGUUGUUUUGUCCUUAUUGUUGAAAAUCAAAACAAACUAUAAAGAAUGUCAUUACUUUUGUGUGUAGUCGUGCAUGCAUAUUGACUGACUGGUUAUUUAAUAAAGUGACUGAAAGUAAUCGGCUCACGGUUUACAUUACGCAGACCCUUUCAGAAUAAUUCUCAGUAUUGCAUUAAAUAUUUUUAUAAAUAAAUUAUGUAUUUCACUAAUUUCACUAUGAAAGCAUUCUAUAUUAUGAAUAAAGUAAUAAUACAUACAAUAAAGUAAUAAUUUAUAAUAAAUAAACACUGCUGGCACCCGC